Molecule: messenger RNA, 17266 nt
Organism: Bursaphelenchus xylophilus (pine wood nematode)
Lineage: Eukaryota; Metazoa; Nematoda; Chromadorea; Rhabditida; Aphelenchoididae
Source: the annotation of a GenBank genome assembly
AUGGAUCAAGGUUCCUCUCAAAGACAAGCUCCACCAUCGGGACAGCGGAUAUCGUUGCCACAACAGCAAUCUUCGUCGAGCAAAGUAGAAGACCUUCUAGCAUGCUUGAAAGAUGGAGGUCGCCACGGCCAUAAAGUUGCUGUUUUAACUGUAAGUUUAUUACGUUUAUUUCGUUAUUUAAGUUUAGAAAUUCAUCGAGAAUCUGGAAGAAAUGAUAAACACACAAGGUUAUGCGUCUCAUCAGGCUGAAAUCUACGAAGCCUUGAUUUUGGAUUUGCAGAAAACUCAUCCACAUUUUAUUGCCGAGAAUGAGACACAGGUAGGAUAUUAUUUUAGGUCCCAAUUUAAGUUAUUUAAUUUUAGCAACUCCGCAAGGCCAUUAUCCAGUUAUUUCUGAGGCUUCCAAUGACGGACACCGUGAAACGAGUCAGUCACAAAAAUGGUUUGAUAAAAGAACUGUUGAGCAUUGUGUGCAAAGACAACGAAGAGAAUGCCGGGCUUGCUUUGAAAGUGCUCAACGAGCAGCUAAAGGUCAACAGACCCAAUCCACAGGAUUUACCCGGCUUCUUCGAACAUUUUAAAGACGCGUACAGCAAGUUCUUACGGGCAGCUGAGGAGAAUAAAGAGAUGUUCUUAGCUAGGCCGGUCUCGGAAGUUACGAACAUUGAUGAGGAAGUGGAAAGAUCACUGCCGAGACUGUAUUACACAAAGGCUUUGCAUCUGCGACGAUCUGAAAAUGAUGGUGUAAGUAAUAUUUAAAUGUUUUGGUUUUCAUUGUCAAACUUUAGAAUUCAUUCCAAUACACGCUAAUUCCCAAGGCAUCGAUGAGUGUAAAAGUAUUCUCGGAGAUCCCUCCGUUGUUCAUUCAACUUUCGCAGAUAACACGACAGAUGCAGGACGGGAUAUUCAAUGUUUUAGUUGAUUAUAUGUCGGUGAGUGUCCCAAGGAACGUGGAUGAUAUUGCAAUGGAUGUAAGGGGAAAUGAGGAACCUCCAGCACUAAAUGCCCCGCUGAUUGAUGAGUUCCACAACUCUCAAGUCAGAGCCAUGUACUUCUUGGCGUGGACAGUCAAACAACAGAGGGUAAGAAUGGGUUAUAUUUUAUAUACAUACAUUCGCUAGAACAGAAAUAUAAUAUUUUAUGUUUAGCAACAGCAACUCUCACUCACCAAACCAAUGGCUUUUCAAUUGACAAAAGCGAUGUGCAAGCUGCUCGAGUCAUUGAAUCCUUAUGUCACCGCAGCGAGAAGAGAAUUCAUCGGGGCUGUGAAGAUAUUGUUGAUGAGUGAGUACAAGAGCUACUUCGUUGGAAUCGUCCCGACAUUAACGUGUGAACGCUUUGUUUUGGGAGAGAGCUUUUCGUCCCAAGAUUCGUUAAGGAAUAUGGUUUAUUCACAACUGGCUGACAUUCUCCAUCAUGUUAGAAGCGAUUUAAAUUAUCCAGUUCUUGUUCAGUUGGGUUUAUUUCUUUGUUAUUUUCUUGUUAGGUUUUUGGAGUUACAAUGUCAAUUUUAGCCUCUUCAAUUUGUGUGUUCGUUGUAUUCACGAUUCCCAAUUGGUCGCCCAUAAUCAGACCAUGUACAUGAAAUUAUUGAUGAAUUUGUGUGAUCCUCUAAUUAACCAAGAGAAGGAGAAGAAAAUGCCGGUAAGGGUUUGAAAAAAUACUGAUUUAUUUAGCGGUAUCUCUCCUUUUAAUUCUUUAAUUUUCUGGUUUAAGGCAAGAGAGACAUUCCUUUAUGCACUGGAGGCAUUCGUGAGAAAAGCAAAAAAUCUGGCGGAGAAUAUAAUCCCCCAAUCAAUCCAAGUUGAGAUUUCCAAAAGAGAUGCUGCCCAAUUGAGUCAAAGAGAACAGCAAGAUCAAAGUCAUGACCUUCAAAAUCCAGGAUCUCCUCGGAAACAGCCUCAGCAAUCAUUCCAAUCCGGCGCCUCAUCGGUUCAUUGGCAAGAACAGACUCUUCCUUUGUCUCCACUUGAAUGCAGGAAUAUGAUUCGAUUUACUAUCCAUCCAGUGAGGACAUUGGGCUCGGCUUUGAGCAGUUGUCAUUUAACUGAAAGUGAGUGGAUGUGCCUUUAUCGUUAUCAUUUAUUGGUUUUAGUAAAGGAUAAAUACACGUUUUUAUUUAGAUUCUUCGAGUUUUGCCGACGAGAGAGAGCUGUUUCGGGAGUAUUUUAUCCAUGGCAUCAAAAGUCUCCAGCAAUUUGUCCUUCUGGUCAAUCAAAUUGCACAGAGUAAUCAGUAUGCUUCUCAUAUUAAGACGUUCAAGAAGGACGAGAAGGAGUGCAUUGAAAUGUUCUCGUCUAUUGUGAGUAUUUUAUCGCAUUACUGGAAUUAAUGGCUGCUUUUAGUUCACUGACGGUCAUCCCCAAGUGUUUGAAUAUGUUCUGAGCAAGAAUAUAGAAUUCUUUAUUGAAGCCAUCAUCACGAGCAAACCCCUUCAGGAUAUUGCUAAUCAUUUCUUGGCACAACAACGAACUUCCACUAUUAUGGGAUCAAUCUUGAUAAAGUAUCUGAUUGGUCGGAUGAACGAGAUUGGUCAGACAUCAGAUCGGUCCAAAGUGUAUUUGGCUUUAUUCAAUCAAGUCUUCAGAACUGUCUCCACUGACCAAUCAAUCAGUCAGGAGAAUAUGCUAAUGGUAAGAGGGUUUCUUUAAAAAUUAUCAGUUGUUUGAUCGUCUUUUAACUAUGAAUGUUUUAGCCUUUUCUUCACGAGAUUAUUGCCGAGGCUUUGCAAGUGGCCAUGAGAAGUCGAGAGCCAUGGAAUUACUUCCAGCUUCUGCGUUUUCUCUUUAGGUCUAUUGGAACCGGAGCUCACGAUCAAUUGUAUCGAGAGUUCUUGCCCCUAUUGCCCUCCAUUUUACAACAAUUGAAUCGUUUCCAAAACGGAUCUCACCGUCAACCCAUCCACGACCUUUUUGUCGAACUUUGCCUAACUGUUCCAGUCAGACUAUCCUCUCUUUUACCAUAUCUGGCUCUUCUAAUGGAUCCCCUGGUUUGCGCUCUUCACGGAUCGACGUCACUGGUUCAACAAGGAUUGAGAACUUUAGAAUUGUGUGUGGAUAACCUGCAACCUGACUACUUCUUUGAUCAUAUGGAGACAGUUCGAGCUUCGUUAAUGCAAGGCCUCUGGAGGAGUCUUUAUACUCAAGACAACUCUUCAGCUACAUCAGCAUUGAGAAUUAUGGCAAAACUUGGAGGAAGUAGUCGAAGGGCCUUUUUGGAUGCCCAAGUCUAUGAAUUUAUCGACGAAAGUGAUCACGCUCUGUCUCUGAAUUCGCUGAAGGUGGCUUCUUACCCAAUGGAAGGCAAGGAACCAAUUAAGUUGAGGAUCAACACGAUGGUCGAUGUCGGUGGGAGUGAUUUGAAUUUAAUGCCGAGGGAACAGACUUUGAAAAGAAAACAUGACGAAGAAACUGGUCCCAAAGAACUGAAGGAAUUGACAGCCGACAUCCCUGCUGCAUCCAUUAUCGAAGCGGCUGUGGCCAUGAUAAAAUCAGCACAGAUAAAUGAGCAUCAGCCUCCAUUGAGUGUGAAUUGGGCCCAUUGGCAGAGCGGAUGGACUGUUCCGAGUAAUCAGAGGUAUCCGAAGGGACAUGCUCUAGAAGUUUGUCGGACAGUUUUGUAUACGGUAGUCCAAAAGAAUCCAAUUCAUGCACUGAACAAAGAGCAUAAGAGGGAAUUGUGCCAAAAAGUAUUCAAAGAGUGGAGUCAAAGCGAGAUGUAAGUGUACUUUCAGAAUCUGAGAGAUAUUUAUCAAUUAACUUUUAUUGAUCUUGUUUCAGAAGAUACCCCGCCUACAGAUGCCCCGAUAUAAGAUCUCGGAGCAUCUUUGGGUCUGGAUUAACCGGAAUCUUCUAUGGAAUUGUGGCCAGUGAAUCUCGAGAACAAGCACUCCCUUUCUUCAGUGCUAUUGUGGUUCAUCUGACAACUCAAGCUCUUCUGGAUUCCAUGAAUGAAAAGAAAAACCAUUCGGGAAUGGACGGGUUCAUCCUCAUCGACGUCAUUGUCAAAGUCCUUUCGGAUUCCUGCAAGGAAUUUGCUUAUGCUGGACUGAUUGCGUUGUCUUACAUCAAGUUGACGGUCUCCUAUCUUUUCGACUCUGCUGAUCUUUCAAAGGCAUCGCGUCUUACUUUCUUCAGCGAAUUGUUGGAACAAAUUCGUUUAUUAUGUUACAGAAGAGAAUGGUAUGCAAAACUGGGUGGGUGUACAGCCCUCAGGUUCUUCAUUGAGAAUUUCCCGAGAGAGUUUGUUGUUCCGCUAGCCAGUGGGCUGUUGGAUGCGUUGUUUACGACCAUUUCCUGUGAGUUUACAAAGCUAAUCGCUGAUUUAAUAUUGCUUUAGGUGUGGCUGAUGAGGUCUCAUGUGGCGCUAUUGAUGUUGCAUCCAAAUGCCUUGACCUGUUUAUUAAUGUUUGUUUUCCAAAUUCAAAAGAUGAAAAUGAUCUUCUCGAGAUCAUCCUCUCUCAUCUGGUCCUCCGUUUUCUUGAUCCAGAACCAUCUCUGAGGAGUGAGGCCUUCCGAUUACUCGAAAGACUCUCCGGUGUUACGAACUUGUCAAUCGAAGAUUUAUUAGCUGGAAGAAAGGCGGAGUUAAUUCAGUCGCUAAUAAAAGGAUUCAACGAAUUUUCAACGAUGACGUCAUUCUCUCAAAUUGCAUUUUUGGUAGGUAGAUAUCUUAAUCCUUAUAUAAUUUUCAGGACUUUGUAAACCACUUGCUUGUGGAAGCCAAAUUGUAUGACAAAGACUAUCCCAAACAGACUGUUCAAUUUGUUUCCAAUCUCCAAUUGAUUGUGGGCAACACCGACGUCGCUCUGAAUGCUAUGCCAUCAUGUCGAUAUACGACCUCAAAUAUGAACAGAGGGGCUCACUCGUUGGAAGCCCAACUAAAGAAUGUUAAGGAUGAGUCGUUUAAAGUAAUGAUUUCACAUACAAAUAUUCUUCUUAAAUUGAAACGGGAAUAUCACCAAGAUGAUGACAAACUGAAAUUAGAGAAGCUUGCUGUUGUUCUGCAGUCAAUCGAUAUGAAACGUGUUGAAGGUGGAGGUAAACUUUCGAUUUUUAGGCUUAUUCUACAAGUUAAUGGCGAUCUUAAUUUGUAUUUCAGAUGGAAAAGUUGUAGAAAACUUGAUAAGAAUGGCGAUGAAAUUGGCUGAUGUUGAUCUUCCAGACAUGGAAUUGGAAGACGACAAGGUUGAGGACCAUGUUCAGGAACUUCGAGAUAAAUUGGACAGGUUCAGAAGCGAGCAAACUUCAAAAGAAGAGCAGGAAUGCAUUUUAAUUGUCAGCUUCUUGGACGAAAUUGUCAAAUUCUUCUUCAAGUUGGCUACAAAUCCCACUCAUCCAUUUCAAGAACGAUCCAUGGAGAUUUUGAAAGAAGUUUUUGCCCAAGAGCCAACCUUUUCCAUUUACGUUCAUGCCGAGUUGAGUCAUCAGUUUGAGCUGAUCAGACCCAUCGUAACACUUAAUGAAUCUGUUGGCCAUCUAAAGGAGGCUGGUGAGAAGCUCAAAUUUCUGGACACUUCGGACCGUUUCAAGUUGGCAAGACACUUCUCGGACACUAAUCGGAAGGAUUCCCACAUAACGUCUCGCAAAGAAUUGAAAAAACGAACCAAACUGUGCAUUGAUCUUGAUGGAGAAGAGUCAGUAGAGUCGUUACUCAAAGGCCCCAUCUCCUUCAAGAUGAGAAAUGAAGGCGGGAAGAUAUUGGCCACUGGUCGAAUUGUUGGACACGCCCCAUUAAUCAGUCGUGAUGGGAAAUCAGAGGGUUUGAACCAAGAAGAACUCGAAGCUGCAAAUGGAUUGAAGCCAUUGGAUUCCAACAGUCUAGAAUCUGUAAAGAAACUGAGACCAAUUGAAAUCGGAAGAACAGGAUAUGAAUAUGUGGACGAAGAGAAAAUUGAAAAGGUUGUCGAGGAUAUAAAUCAAGAGGAAAUCCUUCCAGAACCGAAGGAAGAUACCCUUAAUCAGGUGGUUUUUGUAGUUGUCGACAGAAAAGAACAGGAUUUUGUGUUUAAAAGGUAUACUGGAGAAAUGCCACCAAAGUUCGGUGGAACGUUUGUGACCUUCACGAGAUUGCCAUCCGGGGAACUCCUUAGAUCCAUCAGGAACUAUGGACAAGUAAGAAAACUUCGGUUAAUUUUUACUUCAAAAUUGGCGUCAUUUUCGUCAUUGAAAAAUUCUGAUAUAUGAAGCCGUCAAACGGUCAGAAUAGGCGAUAAGCUAUCCUACGACUCGAUCAAUCUUAUUAUUUCUACUUACUUAGUCACGAAGAACCGAUGCGAUCCAUAGUAUCGUUGACCCGUACUGUCGCUGACAUGAAAAGUCGUAGCGCCAAAAAAAUUAAUUUUUAAAACCAAAAUAACAGAAAAUUUUGAAAAUGACGGCAAUUUGGCAACCUGGCUGAAGUGCCAAGAACUUAACAACCCUCGUUUAUAACAACAAUUUUUUAGACAAAAAUUGAUCAACGAAUCGACUAUCUGGCGGAAACUGAACUAGAAAGACAAUUUGGAAACUCUGCUUGUUCCAUGAUCUUUGAUGAAAUCGAUGAAACAACCGCCGCUCAUCUCACAGAAGUUGCCAAUAUGUUGAUGUUGGAAGCACAGAGUCUCGGCCUCGAUAAACCAUCAUAUACAGUAACCCUAAGAAGUGUCCCUAGAGAAAACGAGAAUGCAGAAGAGAUGGAAGAACAAGGACUCAAUGAAAUGGCCAUGUUUGAGGACAUUGACGAUCAAGCUUUACAGGCAAGUAAACAAUAGGAUGAUGCGAGCUUCUUGGACAAAGUAGUAAUGUUUUUUUUCAGGAUAUUGGCAACGCCAUUUUGAAGGAUAUGCCUGAAACCGCUUUCUUUGAUGAGAAUGCAGCUGGAGGAGAACAUCCUCACCCCUCAAAUGCACAACCCCAACAGUCACAACCACGGGAGUUUCACAACGAAUCGGGUGAAAUUCCAGAUGACCCUUCUGAGACACCAAUUCAAACUGAUAUCGAUCCUAAAGACGGACUGGAUGCUGGAUAUAUAAGACAAGUGGAAGAAAGGCAAUCUCCUGAAAAUGAAAAUCGAGAAGUAAGGAAUGAAGAUGAACAGCCGGGAAGUUCAGAGAAAACUGAAUCUGGUGAGAAAGCAGAUGAGCCCAUGGAAGCGGAUAGUCAAGAGGAAGAAGAAGAGAAGCCGGCCGUUGAGGAAAAGGCCAAUGAACCCAAGACGGAAAACUUCGUGGUGCUUAGAACAGAUGAGAAAUGGGCAAAACCUGUUGUUUGUCAUAUCCCCGUGGAUCGAGAACACAAAGCCAACUUUGAAAAGGCGCAUAUUGCAAUAGAUGAAUCGUUGAGAUUGAAUGGAGAAUCAUCUGAAACUGUCGAUGAUCAACUUGCCGGCCAGUUCGAUGACAAUCCGCUGGCUCAACAUCCUAGCGAAACCUUUGAUCCCGUAUUUAUUGGACCUCAAAACGAAAAACAAAAAAGAAUUCCCGGACGAAAAAGAGUCUCAUUGGAUGAGAAAGCGCUGUCUGAUUCGGACUUUGAACGAUUAUUGGAUGAAACGGAAAGGGCUGAUGGGUUGAAUGAAGACGACUCUAAUGACUUGAAUAAGAAAAAGAAGAUCAAAUUAAGGAUCGAAGGGACCGGGAACAUCGAUGUGAAGAAGGUCCAUUUGCUUGGGGAUAUUAUGGAUAAUAUUGAAGAAGAGUCGAUGGUUAUUGGCAUUGAAGGCUCAAAUCCGAAUAGUGAAAAAGACGGUGAUGAUGUAAGAAUAUUUUUAUUUAUGCAGUCGAUUACACUCAUGCAAUCAUUAAUUUUUAUUUGUAGGGCGAAUCAAAGUCUAGUGGACCUUAUGACUAUAUUACCGAUACCAAACUGGCUCGUUUUCUGAACAAUCUUCAUAAAACAUCUCCACAAAAAGCCAAGAAAUAUUUGAAUUAUUAUACUAGGAGGCUUACUGCUGCCAUCAGAGAAGAAUACAUGCCCACGUUACCCGUGGAUUCAGAUGGGGUCUUGAGGAUUCAGUUUGCAGCCGAAUCUCUCCUUCUUUCCGAUGGAACUGCUAUCCAAACUUUACCCAGGACCAUCUUCAAUUAUCUUUCCAAUGAAGUCUUUGAGGAAAUUAAGGCAAGGUGACUGGCUUUUGUGGUCAAUGCAGAUUUUUUAGGACUUCGAUCGGCUGAACAAAGAAGUAAUUGAAGAUCUCAAAUCCAAAUUAUUGCGCAAGGACCUCUUUGAUUUUGACCAUGAAGAACCUGAUAGCGAUGAUGAGCUUGAAGAACUUGAUCCGAAAGAAGGAUUUCUGACUGUGAAUAAGCUGAAGGUGAUGUCUGAUCUCAGGGAAAUGGUCAACUCCGAGAUCCCCACCAGGCUCAUUUUCCAUGUUUGUGGUGAGAUUGGAACCCAGAUUUUCCAAAAGGAUAUCCAAAAAUUGACCGAAGAUGAUAUUCUCCUCUUAUUUUACGGUUUGAAUCUUGCCUCCUCAUGUGAUUCGUCAGUAGUGGAACAAUUGUUCUCAUUCUUGAUGAAUUCCAUUUCUUUCUUGGCCGGGACAAUUGAAUUUCUGAACGUUAGCGAUGAGGAACUGCUUCAGAACACGAUUUCCAAACUGGUCCAAUGUCUGAACAGGAUCCCCGAGAAGAUUGUUAACACUCUUUUGAGUUAUACAAUUCUUUCUCAAAGGGCUGUCGGUCUGUUUGUGAAUGAGAUUGUGAAAGUGGACGAAGCGGAGGUACUGAGAAUAAGAAUUCUGAAGGAAAGUGAAAGAAUUAGAACCUUAUUGAAGGGAGAGUCCAUCGAAGAUGAGAGUGAUGGUAAGACAAAUGAAUGGUUACUUGAAAGUUGUUUCAGACUUUGUUCACUAUUUCCCCGAACUGGACGGGCGCCAGCGUCUUGCUAUGGACAAUGCCAUCUUCACUUUUAUCCACACCAUCUCACAAAAAUCAAAAGAGCACUUCGCUGAUGCCACAGAGUUGAUCACCGUCUUGAUGGAAUUCUGGAAGUCCGAUGAUAUGAAGAGACGGUAUAUCAUUAGAGAAGGACACGCCCCUACAGUGGGAUCUCAAGUUCUCACUAAUCAGUUGCACGUCGAAACGAGACAUUUAUUCUCCUCGAGUGGGAGUAUGAUCAAGGUUCCAGAGCUAAUCGUCAGGAUCUUUAUGGAAUUUACAACGUAAGAAAAAUGCUUAAUUUUUAUUUUUAUAUCGGAGUUAUCGUUGAGGCUGAGUAUUUUAGGGCUCAUCCCGAAAGAAUCGAUGUGCUGUACUCGUGUUGCUACGCGUUUUCCCAUAAAUUUAUCACCGACUUUACCUUCUUCAAGAGGCAUAUUGAUGAAAACAUCAUUCCUGUAGGUUGCAUAAUAUUGCGCAUUAUGUCUUAGUUCAAAUAGAUACUAUGUAUGUCUUUUUUAGGCAAUGGAUAUGCAAUGGCGUCACAGAGCCUUUGCCAAAGUGAUCGAAUUUUUUAACCCCGAAGAGAAGGAGAGGAAGAAACAAUUCGGUGUAACCGAGUCUGAAGUUCUGGCCCGUUUUAUACAAUAUGUUGUUACUCCAUCCUUUGUGUAUGCCUUUAACAAGUACCCAGUGGAUGAAGUUGUGGGAUGCGAGCCGAACCCAGAACAGAAAAACAAAAAAAGUAUUGUCUGGCAGUUCUGUCUGAAUGUCAUUGAACCAUAUAACAAACAAUUCCCUGUCCCUGACCUCCUCAAGAUUACUUUAUAUCAAUUUUGUGCUCUUCUCGUUCAGAAGUGCCCUGUGCACAUCCAUGAUAACAAGAAGCAAAAGUGAGCGUCGCAUUAUUUUCAUGAAAGUUAAAUUUAGGAAGCAAGGAGAAUGCCUGCGUCUAUUCAUGCUGUUCGGUUGGCCGUGCCUUCAAGCUCAGCAUCAAGGAGAUCUCAUCGAAAAAUAUGCUGGACAAUAUCUGAUAGCCAAUCUGAUGGAAGAAUUCUCUAUUGCCAAGAGAAUUGUCCUUCAGGCGUUGACUGCUUUGGUCAGUGCACAUCAACAAGAGUUGAGGGAAGUUGUCAAGAAAUCCUUGGAAAUUAUUAUCCCUUCAAUGCCAACCAGAAUGGAAGAUGGAGAUCAGCAAGUGGUUACGGUACUCAAGAAAAGUAUCGAUGAACCUACAACGUCACAGGUGCGGAAGGAAGUUAAAGAUAUUAUUUUUGUUUAGAUUGUACACUGCAUCACUAUCGCCGCGAGACAUUACAAGGUUCUUUUCAAUCUGAGAUGCACCGUCGCCAAAAUGAUGAACUCUGCCGUUCAUCGAAUCCUAACGAAUAAUUCAAACGAAAAUAAGAAAGUUGCCUUGGAUAUGUGCGAGACUUGUAUCAAGUGGGAACAACAUAGGCAAAAGAUGCUUGAGGUAAAGUGGAGUUAUUUUGUUUGAUUAGUAUUUUAGACGGUGAAGGCUGCAGAACAAAGCGGUAACCCGGUCCCACGUGUAUUUAAUCAACCCAAGCCAUUCAUAGAUGUAACUGUGGAUAAUCUCCACGAGUCGUUCGACCAAAAUGUCAUUGAUUCCAUCUUCAAUAUCCUCCUGAAACUGGCCACUUCCUUGGAACAGCCCGUUAAUCAGACAACCGAUCAGAUUGUGAGAAGAGCUCUGGUAUUGCUUCGAUUAGCAGUGAAACCCCACAUAUUUGGAGAGCUAAGACCGAAACUGGCGUUAUUGGAAAAGCCCUUUAUUGACUUUGCUCAAUCUCCGCCAGAAAUGCAACAACAAAGUAAUAGAAUAAGCAUGGUGGUCGGCACAAUCGAGGUCAUCUCCACGAUUAUAAAUGGAUUAGUAGGUUUAAUCCGGUACUGUUAUGUAAAAAUUUUCAGACUGGCGACGCCCUCCGGAACAUCCUCGGAAGACUUGAGAAAUACCUGGCUGAAUGUUUUUCAUACCCUUAUCUCCAAAUCAACCAAGCUGUCAUAAAAUUGCUCACCAAGUUGGUUGAAAGCACCGAAGUUACUUCUUAUGGAAUUGAACAGUUUGAAAUUCUCAAUAACGCCAUGAUCAGAUACCUGAACAACAACAUGAUGAUGGUGAUUAACCCCAAUGUCCCGACUUCCGGAAGCACAAGCGCCCAGAUUACUGUGGUUUUGAGUUUGAUGAGAAUAUUCUGCAAGGCAAACCCGUCAUUCGUUGAUUCUCACAUCAACAAUUUCUUAAAAUUGUUUGCCAAACUGGCCAAGGAAUACAUUCCGGUCCCUUCCCAACAACCGGACAGACCGAUGGAAUGCCUGGUGAUCUGCAUGGACAUCCUUAGACCUCGUGUUGGUCAUCUGGACGUUGAAUCAAGAAGGAAUCUAGCUCAGUCGAUGUUCCCUUUGAGCGAGAGAUUGUUGCCAGAAAGAUUAAUGGACAGGAUGAUUAUAAUUACUGGAGAGAUUAUUCAGGUAAGAGAACUUUAAAAUAAAUGCAUUUCUUUAGUAUGACAAGGAGAUUGCUCCCCAUUACGGAGUCCAAUUGUUAUGCCGACUAAUCCCGCAUCUUCAAAAACAAUAUCACGGAUCCAAUUCUAUCGUUCUCCGUUUCCUGAGCACUGUUCACACUGUCUUCAGUGAUAAGGAUCUCAGGAAAACGGAGAGUGGCCAGAAAUUACAGGCAGCCUUCUUCUGGGGCCUCGGUAAUUCAGAUGAACACACCAGGAGAUCCUUCUUCCAACUAUUCGAGUGCCAAUUCCCUCGGUCACUCUUCGAGAGAGUCAUGUUUAUCAUCGGAGAACAGAACUGGAUCCCGUUGUCCAGCACUUUUUGGGUGAACCAUUGCCUCAACGUGAUGAUGAAGUAUGGUUCACAAUUUGUUUGUUUUUGAAUGGAUUGCAAUUCAUAUUUUUAGAGCGACAAUUGCCCCAUCAAAUCACAGGACAUCUAUAUUAUUGAUAAAUGGCUCGACUUUCGAGUCAGAUAAUGAACCUGGAAUCGAAUUUCCAUUGUCUGGGAGAUCCUCGGAACCCAUGGAUGUAGAUGGAGCGACAAAGGAGGAGAUCAGAGACUCCCAUGUGUCCAACCCCAUCCUCUGGAGAGAUUCUCCUGUUGCUCCAGAUACCAAAGUGACUCCAGAACAACUUAUGGAGUAUGAAACACUGUAAGUGCCACGAUUGAGUUUUAACUUUCUGUAUCUUCUUCAGACUUCAUUCCGAUCCUCCCACACAACUUGACGAGUUCUUUUUGUCGUUGAUGGAAAUGUGUUAUGUUGACCCGAGGUUGUGUAAGCGGGUAUUCAUCGAUUUCUUCAUCUCGAUUUGGAAUCAGAUGCGUCCAGAAGAUCGGGAGAAGCGUACUAAAACAGCCAGCUUCUUCCUGAAAAGUGGGGUCACAAUAUCGACGGCGGAUCUUCCCAUUACUCCAUUGAAUUGCUUCUACGAAGCCUUCAUGAGGUGCCAACCUGACAUUAACAUAGACGCUCAGACAUUGGAGUAAGAAAUUGUUUUAAAUAUUUAUUUUUUUCUCUCAUGGCAAUACUUCAUUCUAUUUCAGAUAUCUCGCUAUAAAUCACAAGGGAUGGUACUCUGUUCUGGAUCGAAUGGAAACAAACUUCAGGAAGAGUCAGUUGGCGCGACAUCUGAUGAACUCGACACGUCUCUAUCAUGAUGACAUUAGACUGAUGGAUUCACUGGCUGUCUUGUACGAGAGAUUGGGAGAGCACGAUCUCUUGGCGGCUAUGUGGAGAAAACGCGCUUGUCUCAAUGGAACUAUCGAGGCGAUUCAACUGUUUUAUCAGGGAAUGUACAGAGAAGCACGAAUUCAGGUACGGAGUGACUAUAAGGAAGGAUCUAAUUACUGCGUUUGAAGUAAAUUUAUUGCUUUUAGAGUCGUCUGGCCAUUAAAAAAGGCCGAGAACUUUUUGCUCAAGACUCCCUCACCGAUCCCACCCAACAGCAAACAGUCACCUCUUCAGCCCCAUUCUACGAUAUCAGAGUUGUCGAUAUCGAAUUGCGGAAACUGGAAGAGAUGUGGUUGCAGAGUUGCGCCGAGAUGGGAGAUUGGAGGACUUUGCUUCAAUUCGUAAAUAAUCCCGACGUCGCGAACACUGAAGUCUUGGCCGAAGCUGCGUGGCAUCAAGGAGAGUGGAAGCUGGUUCGGGAGAUAACUUCUCAGAUUGAAGCGACCGGACAGAAGGAACAAGUUGCCAAGGCAUCUUUGUACAAGACCAUGUGCAACAUCACCGAAUUCCAACUGAAUCAGAACAAGAAAUUACUGGAAUACAUCCCAAGUGAAGUGUCCAAUAUUAUGAUUUCGGAAUGGAGACAACUCCCACCAAUAACAAGUGAAGCUCAUAUGGAAGUCUUGAGGAAAGCACAGCGCAUCCAGGAGAUCACGGAGAGUGCGUCAGUUGGACAAGCAGCCUGUGAAAAGAUGAUUACGACCAGAUCGGUGGAACCGGUCUUUCCUGCCCAGACUGGGGUCUCCUCUUCCACACAAUUCCAUGUGGACAAUUCGAUGGUUAAUGAGAUCAAACAAUUCAUCAAGACCUGGAGAUGUCGAGCUGCUUCGGUUGCCGUGGACCCGCUCUCCCAUUGGUCGGCCGCUUUUUCAUGGAGGAUUCAGCAGUAUUUUAAUGUGAUGAAGAUAUUUGAUGGUGCAGAUCAGACCUCAGUCCCUCAUCAAGGCCAAAUGCAGCCUCUGCAUUCGAUCGCUCAGACCCAGAUCACGUUUGCCAGGAUGUACAGAAAGGCUGAAUUGUAUGAAGAAUCCCUUCAACAACUCGCUCAACUCCAUUCAAUGGCAAAACUGUACAGGAUCGAUGGAUGCAUGAAGAUAAUCGAGGAAGCCAAGUGUUUGCUGAGGUACGGUUUACAUUAUUUGACGCAAUUUAAUUUGUUUUAGCCUAGCUGAUCGAAUGAAUCGAGUGAUUAAGUAUGGAGAGAGAUGUGUGGAUGAGGGGAAGGUUCAUGUCUCUUAUGGAAUCAUGUCCUAUCUUCCUCUUCUUAACUCUCAAAACCCCUCAGGGCUUGUCGAGAGAGCUCUCGAUUUGGUGGAUGAAGUGAACCCGGCGUUUUUCCCCAAGGAACUGGCUGCUCGUUUAUUUACCCUCAGGGCGCAACUCCUCUCAACUCUCGGAAAAGAAGCCGAAGCCGAUCGAAUGUUCUCGAUCUCUGCCCAACUGGCCGAGGAUUCGCCAGUCCUUCCAGUCGCCCUGAAUGGUCAGACUGUCUGGAAAUAUUGGGCCAUUCAUUUGGAACAAAAGUUCUCCGCGAGAAUCAGAAAAAUUAUAUCAGAAGGUAUCAAUGACGAAUUGUUCAAAGAAGCAAGGGGAAUUGGAAUAGAGACUUUGACUUCGUUACUGGAAAUGCUUAGAACGGUGACUGAAACCAAGGUUAGGAAGUACAUGGCCCGAUUCUUCCACAUUUACAAGUCAUUGAUUGCGUUGGAUGCUCAGAUUGGGGACAAACGACUGAACGAAAUGAGGGAUGAGGCAUCGGAUGAAGAGAAGCUAGUGCUGGUCUCGUUGGAUGAGGUCAUUGAGAAUCAAGCAUCUAAUGUCCCGGUGGCCAUGUGGUUGUUCUGGUAUGUCGUUGCUGUUUGUGCUUACUGAGAUUGUAAUUGGUUUACAUUGAUCUCAUUUUAGGUUGGAUCAAAUCAUCGCUGAAGUCGCGAACAGAGCCAGCAAGGGGAUGACUGCAUUGCUGCGGAAGAUCGCGGAUGCCUAUCCCCAACAGACUCUCCUCCGGAUGAGAACUGUACUCCCAUCUGAUUUGAUUACUCAGAAAAUCGAAGAUUGUAAGAACUUUUAUUCUUGGUUUUUAUUAUUAUUAUAUUGCAGUACAGCUUCGUCUCCCCUUGAUAAGUGAUUGGAUGAGAUGUGCACCACCCUUGGAUGAACGCGACAAUAAGACCCCACUUGUAGUUGAGAGCACCAAGAAAGAGUCGGAUGAUUUCGUGGAAGUGUCAAAUGAACCAACGGCCGAUGAAGAAUACAUCCAAAGAAAAAGAGAUGAAGCUUUGAAGAUCGCUGUGAAGACUUUACUCAGAUUAGAAAAAAAUUUGGAGUCUGAGAGGGAUUCACAGAAAAAGGAGAAGAUGAAAGAGAUCAGACAAGUCCUCAAUCGUCGAGUUUGUUUAUUGCAGUACCUGCAGAAGAAGAAUUUGAUCCCGAAAGUGAAGGAUGUAACCAAAUUGAGGGAAUUUAAGCUAGAAUCGACUGUUGAGAAAGAAUUUGAUGUAAUGGAAUUGGAAGAUUCGGAAAGCGAAAAGGAAGAAGACGGAUUUGUCAAGGUGGGGAAGCCUUCAGUUUAAUUUUACUUGUAAUUUCCGAAACUUUAGCUCAAGAUCCCACGAAGGAAAGCAUCUGAUCCCAUCGAUAUUCUUGUUGACACACAGAAGUUGGCGAGAAAUAAUUAUGACAUCCAGAUUGAACUUUGUGAGGAAGCAGGGAACGGGGACGUCCCUGAACUUACAGUUGAUUCAAACGACCGGUCAGAGAUCAAAGAAGACGCUUUCACAAUGUUGUUGAGUGUGAUUGAUUCGGUCUGUGUGGAUAGAUAUGCAGAUAUCAAAGCGUUGAAUCAUAUCCUCAAUGAAUUAGACGGGUUCCCGGAGACCUGGGCUGAACAAACGUUUGAGAAGCUCUUGGGGAUUGUUGAUGUGAUCAAUCAGUAAGAAUUUAUAUCCUUUUAAAACUUUACCGCUUUCUUUUGUUCAUAAGCAAUAUUUCCAGAACAAUGCUUCAUCAACAAAAGAGUGACGCUCAGAUCGAAGAGGAGAAGAUCUCAGAUGAUGUUAAGGACGUCUUCAAACGUUUUAAAGAUGAUUUUGAAAACAUUAUUCCAUUAAAAACUGAGAUGAGCUCAAUUGAGAGGGAACUCAAGAGGAUGAUAUUCACUGAAUUAAGCAACUUAUCGAGUAAUGGAUGGGAUCUCAAUUAUAAUCAGGCCAAAGGAACGUUGACCCAGUGGUUAAAGGUCUUGGAAAAGUAUCUCAAGUCACUAGAAGGGUAAGAUAAUACAAAUAAUCGUCGUUAACGAAUAUAUUUUUUUUAUGUUUUUAUUUCAGCAUGGUAUUCCUUAAAGAUCUGAGUCAAUUUUUGGCGAUGUUUAACGGGAAGUUGGCACAAGUUGACAUUCCGUCUAUGUGGAUUCCGACCAGAAAUUGUCUUCAUAGUUCGCAGAUCGCCCACUUCUUACCCACUUGCCAUCGAGUGUGGAGAGCCAAUAGAAUUGCUUAUAUCAUAUCAGUACUGUCACAGAAUGGGAAGAUCUUUUCCUAUCUAAUCCAACGCCAGAAGCCGAACAGAUCCAUGAAUCGGUGGAGUCAGCUGCUGAUUAUGAUCAACGCGGAACUUCAAAAGACUAGAGUGAGUUUACUCACUUCCUGCAUAUUGAUCUUCACAGAGGGGUACUGAUUUAAUUAUUACAGGAGAUGUGCCGUCGCCAACUCCAUCUUCCAGUCGCGUUUCGAAUCCAGACGGGCUCCAGAAGAGUGAUGACAGAGACUUAUCCUCUUUCAUCUGCCGCUUCUUUCCCCCAAACUGAGAUCGACCGUUCCGUGAACACUCUUUGGCCAAUUUCCACAUUGGCCCAGGCUUGUCUCCAAAGACAUCACCCAGAUUCGAAUAUGUGGGAAGAAAACUUGGAUGUCCCCAGGACAGAGCUGACUGAAUUUAUGAGGGAUCAUUAUCCCGACACAGCCACCUUCUGGACUGUCAGGAAGAAGCUAACUCAACAAUGGGGACUCUUCAUGGCCAUGGGAUUCGCUUUUGGAUUGGAUCAAAUGGAUUUGGAUAAAGUUUUUAUUGGAUUAUACACGGCCCAGUUGUAUGUUACAGAAGCGGAAAUGAAAGUGAAAAUGGAUGAUGGAAAAUGUAAGUAAGAGUAAUGUCACCAUUUAAAUGCGGUUGGUAUGUAAGUUUGAAUUAAAUUAUUUUUAGUCGCCCUCGACCUCGAAGAAAAUAGUAUACGUUUAUCCCCGAAUAUUUCCGAGUUCUUCCAAACAGAUCAUCUGAAUGAAGCUGUCUUCCUCUCUGGCCAUCUAAGUGGAUCUUUUGUCUCAGCGUGUCGUAGUAUAGCCUCAUCCAAGGCAGUCCCAUUGAUCUUGAGGGUUCUUUUAUGGGAUCAACUGGAAGAUAUCAGCGGAGAUCAAUGGAAUUCCGAACGGAUUCAGUUAGAAGCGUUGAAAUUCUGCACUGAUAAGCCUGUUGAAAUCGUGGAUCGAUUGUCAAGUAAGAGUUUAGGAUUAUUCUUUUUUGUGUACUACAAUGUGAUUUCAGAAGCAGCUCAGUUCAAAGCGGGUCAAUUCACAGCGUUGAAGGCUGUCACGGAAGCGGCCAAAGGUCGAAAUAAUCCUCCUCAACAGCUUCCAUGGUUCUAA